AUGCCUAUUGAAACAGAUUUGAAAAGUGCUUAUUCGCUUCUAUACGAUGCCAAAAAACCCGAGGAAGCGCUAGAACUAUAUGAAGCUAUUCUAAGCCAAUCACCGGAUAAUUUUACAGCUCACAUUUACAAGGCCGCGUGUUUGGAGAAACUGUACUACGGUUUCAGAAGCUGGCACAAUGAUGUAACUUUACAAAAUGCUUUGGAGCUUCUGGAGAAAGCCAUGGACAUCGCGAAAAGAAGGGGAGACCGAUCGAAACUGGCCCUUGCCAAUUUCAGGCUUUUUGUUCAUCACUACAACCGUAGACAAUACCCGUUGGCAAAAGGUUUCUUCGACAAGGCUCAAGAGUUGGGCUACCUGGAUGACACUUUGGUAAUUUGGGAGGCGAAUUUGAAGUCAAAGCUCCAAAAAUGGGAACGCAAGCAUGGCCUUUUGAAAAAAGAAGAGCCAUCGAAACACGAGGUAGCACCCUCUACGGAGCCUGCGGAGCCCAAGAGCUCUAAAGAUACUGUCAUAGAGACUUCUCUAACAACAACAGAUCACGAGUUGCCACUUCAAGCGACUAAACCUUCUUUCAAAACUGACUGGUACCAAUCAGCCAUGUCAUUGACCAUUUCUCUGUUCAUAACUUCGCUCCCAAAGGACAAAAACUCGGUCGCUGCUCAGAUAUCCUCUGAUCUUCGAAGCCUAGAGGUAACAUACCCAAUACCAGCGACUGGGUCCGAGUUUCAAUACUCCACAAAACUAUCUCAUGAAGUCGAUCCCAAUCAAAUAAGUGUGAGCGUGCUCACCAAAAAGAUCGAAAUCACACUCACAAAGAAACAGAAAAUUCAGUGGAAACGCUUGGAUGAUCCAGCUGAGAGCUCAAGGUCUUCGACACCUUCACAAGCUCCCUCUGCUGCCGAAGGUAAUGUGCACACGUAUCCGACAUCGUCCCGAAAAACAAUCGACUGGUCCAAAAUUGAUGUCGAUGAGGACGAGAAGAACCAGUCGGCUGACGCUUUUUUCCAACAGCUGUACUCUAGGGCAGAUCCUGAUACUCAAAGAGCGAUGAUGAAGUCGAUGAUUGAGAGCAAUGGUACAGCGCUUAACACAAAUUGGGAGGAAGUAGCCAAGAAAACAGUUGAAACGGUUCCACCUAAAGGUGCUGAGGUAAAACAAUGGUAA
Molecule: messenger RNA, 1167 nt
Organism: Lachancea meyersii CBS 8951
Lineage: Eukaryota; Fungi; Ascomycota; Saccharomycetes; Saccharomycetales; Saccharomycetaceae
Source: the annotation of a GenBank genome assembly